Letharia columbiana is the source of this 462-nucleotide messenger RNA. RefSeq lists its product as uncharacterized. The transcript is spliced from 3 exons. The record is from RefSeq and is a predicted model, not a curated record. Bases 1 to 462 code for a protein of 153 amino acids. Lineage: Eukaryota; Fungi; Ascomycota; Lecanoromycetes; Lecanorales; Parmeliaceae.
AUGAAGGAUGUGGAAGGGAUGUAUUACAUCUUCUUGGCCGUCGAUCACGACAGAUUGCCACCGAACAGGCAUCUCUCGACCGACCUGUUCGAUUGCUGCGGGGACGUAUUCUUGCUCAAGAUGGUCAACUGGCCGGAAAAACGCGCGGCCGAUUACGCCGAUCCGAUCGACUGCUUACGACAUCUGAGGCACGAAUACCUUUUCCCGGAGUAUGCGGAUGUGGACGAUCGGGUUCUGGAGAGUGAUCUGUUGGCGGCGACGGUCAGGGAGUUGCUCCGCGGGGCGGUCUUGGCGAUGAGGAAUCGGGGUGAGAUGGUGGAUGAGGAUAAAUAUCUCCCACCCUAUCACGGAACGCCAUCUGGUAAGGAAUCAUCUUUUUCUGCAAAUGUGCACGAUGAGCCGGGGCACGAUGGUACGGUAUCCUCGUCUCCCAGGGGCGCGGGGGAGCUUCAGGAGGACUAG